AUGGCUCGUCAUGUACCUGAUGAGCAACGACCACUGCUCGGUGAAGAAAUCCAGCCUAACGAUGGUACUUUCGAGGAGAACAUCCCCACUGGGGAAAUUGUAGAGGAGCCAUCGCUCAAGAAGCUCUCUACCAUUGUUGGAAGCUUGUGGCUUUCUGGAUUCUUUGCUGCAUUGGACUCGACCAUUGUCGCUACUCUUGCUUCGCCAAUCAGUGCUGCCUUUCACUCUUCAACGUUGUUAUCUUGGAUCGCUUCCGGAUAUCUUAUUGCCAAUGCCGCUAUUCAACCUCUGUCGGGUAGAGUGACAGACAUCUAUGGCCGCAAAGCAGGCGUUGUCUUUGCGUGCACUUUCUUCGCGGUAGGAACUCUCAUUUGCGGUCUUGCUGUUAAUGCGCCCAUGAUGAUUGCUGGACGAGUCAUUGCGGGAAUCGGUGGAGGGUGCUUAAAUACUCUCAAUGCCUUUAUCACUAGUGAUCUGAUCCCUCUUCGCAAGCGCGGACUGUGGCAAGGCUUUGGAAAUAUUGUCUACGGCCUCGGUAUGGGUCUGGGCGGCACCUUUGGUGGUUUCAUGAAUGACUACCACAACUGGCGAUGGGCCUUUUACGUGCAGGUGCCGUUUAUCGUGAUCGCCGGAAUUCUGGGUGCCAUUUUCAUCGAUAUACCCGUCAAAGAUACGGGCAAAAAACGCCUGGCUCGUGUCGAUUUUCUUGGCGCCUUUACCCUGUGCGCCAGUUUGGUGCUGCUGCUCCUCGGUCUGAACAGUGGUGGUUCCCUCGUGCCCUGGACGCACCCGCUCGUUCUUGUCAGCAUCCCCCUCAGUGUAGUCCUCUUUUUUAUCUUUGUUGUCGUCGAGGAUCGAUUCGCUGCUGAGCCUGUCAUCCCCGUCCGCCUUGUUCUCCACCGCACUGUCCUUUCCGCAUGUCUGACCAACUGGUUCAUGACCAUGUGCGUGUUUGCAAUGUUCUACUAUGUUCCGAUAUACUUCCAAACUGUGAUAGGGAUGAGCUCAACCGCAGUUGGUGUUCGUCUGAUCCCACAGUCGGUCGGAUCGGCAGUAGGCUCACUCGUUGCGGGCCUGAUAAUGCGCACAACAGGCCGCUAUCAUGGAUUGAACAUGGCAACGCAGGCAGUUCUUCUCACAGCCCUCGUUACGAUCAUGCUGACUUUCAACGAGUCAAUGCCUGCAUGGGAGCCUUUCGUCGUUCUCGCAUUGUCCGGAUCGGGCUACGGAGCUACACUAACCGUGACGCUGCUGGCUCUACUUGCUGCUGUGGGCCGCGAACACCAUGCUGUCAUCACGUCUGCGUCGUACGCCUUCCGCUCGACUGGUAGUACAAUCGGCAUCACGAUCGCAUCGGCCGUGUUCCAGAACUUGCUUCAGAGCGGGCUAUGGAAGCGGUUCGGGAGCGAAGAGGGUGCUGCGGAUAUGAUUCGUCGUAUCCGUGAAAACGUCGGCGGCGUGACGGAUCUGCCUGAAAGUUGGAAACAGGGCGUUGUGGACUCUUAUGCAGAGUCAUUGAAGGGUGUCUGGAUUCUGGUUACGGGUCUGGGUUUCAUGGCAGCCUUUUCAAGUCUAUUUAUGAUGCAGCACACCCUACAUGCUAAACUAGAUCGGAAAUAG
Penicillium taxi is the source of this 1620-nucleotide messenger RNA. Its product is annotated as major facilitator superfamily transporter. NCBI's taxonomy places the organism in Eukaryota, Fungi, Ascomycota, Eurotiomycetes, Eurotiales, Aspergillaceae. The record is from RefSeq and is a predicted model, not a curated record. Gene Ontology annotation, cellular component: fungal-type vacuole membrane. The coding region runs from base 1 to 1620 and encodes 539 amino acids. Gene Ontology annotation, molecular function: basic amino acid transmembrane transporter activity. The transcript has 3 exons. Gene Ontology annotation, biological process: basic amino acid transport; transmembrane transport.